Molecule: messenger RNA, 666 nt
Organism: Exophiala aquamarina CBS 119918
Lineage: Eukaryota; Fungi; Ascomycota; Eurotiomycetes; Chaetothyriales; Herpotrichiellaceae
Exons: 2
Coding region: 1-666 (221 amino acids)
Biological process (GO): peptidyl-serine phosphorylation; signal transduction
Cellular component (GO): nucleus; cytoplasm
Molecular function (GO): protein serine/threonine kinase activity; ATP binding
Source: RefSeq, a predicted model, not a curated record
AUGCUUGAGCUUAUGGCCAUCAACAACGGCCAGAACGUCAAUACUGAAAAUUUUCUCCUGGGUGUGGGCGAGCGAGCGAAUAUCGUCUACAUGACCGACUUAGGCCUUGCGAUCUACCGCCAUCCUGAUCGGUGGGGAUCGAGUAGUACUCCUCGUGUUGAUAUACGAGCACGUCCUCCUCAAUAUGCGAGCAUCAACGGGCAUUUGGGCGUCGCACAAUCCCGGCGCGACGACUUGGAGGCACUCGGCUAUAUGCUAGUGUAUUUUAUGCGUGGGAGACUCCCUUGGCAAGGUCUCAAGGCGAAGCGGGAUGCUAAAUACCUGCUGGUUUCGGUGAAGAAGCAGGCAACCGGUGCGAGCGAACUCUGUGCUGGUCUCCCCACCGAAUUUGUUGACUACUUUAAUUAUGUGCAUGAUUUGCGCGAUGAGGAUCGGCCGGACUAUCAGUACCUCCGGAAGACAUUCACUAAGCUAUUCCACCGACAGGGAUUCGAAUACGACAACAUCUUUGACUGGACGAAUCGAGAAUUCCAGAGGCUAGGGCUUGACGCCGAAGAGCUACCUACAUCGAAUAGUGUUAACGAGAAGCGAGGAGUGGACACCGCGAAGCCAUGGGGUUGUGGAGUUCAGGAUGUGACCGAGGCGACUCGUGGAAGGAAGAGAUGA